AUGUUGGACGCACUCGUAUCCAUACCGAUGAUAUCCUUUCUCCUCGUCCCCGCCCUAUCCUCCUACACAACGAGCCUGAACCUUAUCUUCUUCUACGUAACAUGGGUUACUCUGGUCCUGUCGCUUCCCCCAUUAAGAGUUGAAUUGGUAGCAACAGCCGCUGUCCGCGUCCUGCUCUAUUUGAUUCCAUCCUUUAUACUUUUUCUCUUCGAUGUGCUGUUACCUUCUGCUGCGGUCGUGAUAAAGAAGCGGGGUGCCGCGGGUCUACCGGCCGGAAAGAAAGGGAAGAGGGGUGGAAGGCGGGAAGCGAAAGUUGCGGCUUGGGCCAUCUUUAAUCUGGCAUGGAGCAUUGCGGUGCAAGGGUUGGUGGAAGUUGUGUUGACCAAGGUGCUGAGGAUAAAGAGUGCGGUGAAGAUCGUGGCGAGUUUGCCGAUGCCGUGGGAUAUUGUGAAGGAUUUGGUGAUGGGGUUUGUGGGGCGGGAAAUACUCCAAUACAUCAUCCACAGAUACAUCCUCCACUCAUCUACGUCCUACGUCGCAAAGCGCCAUGACGCAUGGUAUCACUCGCUCAGAGCCCCUUACCCCCUAACAGCACACUACGACCACCCGCUCGCGUACUUCUUCUCCCGAUUCCUGCCCACAUUCCUCCCCGCCGCUACCCUCCGCUUACACCUCCUCACAUAUCUCUUAUAUAUCGCCUUCAUCUCCCUCGAAGAGACAUUUUCCCACUCCGGUUACAGCACCAUGCCGAUAAAUCUUUUCAUUGGUGGUAUGGCACGCAGGGCGGAUUUGCACAUCAUGAGUAAAGGUUGUGGGAAUUAUGGAGCAUGGGGAGUCCUGGACUGGAUAUGCGGUACAACAGUGGACGGUGAUGAGGACGAGGAAGAUGAUGAACAUGAAAUCGAUAUUCAAGAGGUUCUGGGUGCAGUUGCUGAGGACCCGAAAAAGAAGGCCAGGGGACUGAAGAGUCGGGGUCGACGGAAGCAUUCAUGA
This is a messenger RNA of Paracoccidioides brasiliensis Pb18, 993 nucleotides long. RefSeq lists its product as uncharacterized. The record is from RefSeq and is a predicted model, not a curated record. Gene Ontology annotation, molecular function: C-4 methylsterol oxidase activity; iron ion binding. Bases 1 to 993 code for a protein of 330 amino acids. Gene Ontology annotation, biological process: ergosterol biosynthetic process. The transcript is spliced from 2 exons.